This is a messenger RNA of Topomyia yanbarensis, 2033 nucleotides long. It is a transcript of the gene eas, whose product is annotated as ethanolamine kinase. The record is from RefSeq and is a predicted model, not a curated record. Gene Ontology annotation, biological process: phosphatidylethanolamine biosynthetic process. Lineage: Eukaryota; Metazoa; Arthropoda; Insecta; Diptera; Culicidae. Gene Ontology annotation, cellular component: cytoplasm. The transcript has 5 exons. Gene Ontology annotation, molecular function: ethanolamine kinase activity. Bases 553 to 1632 code for a protein of 359 amino acids.
UUGUUCCAAUCUGACGUGUUGUGUCUGAUGCGGUUGCGUUCAUCGAAACUAUAAACAUUCGCUACGGCAGUAUUUAUUUGAAUGGAAUAGAUACCCAUCGGAGCUCUUACAUAGUGAGUCAUUAUCCAGCGAAGAACCAGUAUUUUAAACUGCGGCUGUUGCCUGAACGGAUAAAUCAGAGCUCUGUGUGUGAUUGCAGAAGUUUUCCCACAGGAAAAGAUGUGUGGUCAACAACAAUAACACUAAUCAUAGGGAAUAUUGAUUCUAGUGAUAAGUGCACCAAAGUUAGCAGCCGUCCCUUCAAUUGUAAAUAAUCUGGCAAUUUUUCGGGCUAAUCUCUGCGACACUGUCCAUCACAAAGAAGCUGUAAACCCGCGGAUCUUGCUGUAUAAUCUACUAUUUGUUCAACCUAUUAUCAGCUCAAGUCGCAAGUAGGCUGUGAAUACAUUGCUCUUUCGUCCGUGCGUCGUCGUACCUACCUACCCAGUGAAGCGUUGUCGUCGGUGCUGUUGUUAGCUUUGUAAAAGUCUACCAUCGACCCCGGUAGCGAGAAUGGUCGAGGUGCCGAAGCUAGAUCUAACUGUCGAUGAGCAUGACGUGAUCCGUGGCGCUACCGAAGUGCUAAAGGUUAUCAGACCUCACUGGCUUAGCGACAGUGUCCGGUUCAAGCUAUUCACCGACGGAAUCACCAACAAACUGGUCGGAUGUUUCAAUCAAAACAACAACCGAAGCGACCACGACCACGACAGUGGCGACGCCAGCCCGGGUGACGUCGUUCUGGUACGGGUGUACGGAAACAAAACCGACCUGCUGAUCGAUCGUAGGAAGGAAACGGAAAACAUUCAACUCCUUCACCGGUACGGAUACGCUCCCUCACUGUAUGCCACCUUCCGGAAUGGUCUGGCGUACGAGUAUGUGCCGGGGGUGACGCUGACGCCGGAUAGCUGCCGAGAGGAACGCGUCUGGCGGCUGGUAGCCAAACGAAUGGCUCAAAUGCAUAAGGUCGAUGAUGGGAUGGCUGGUAGCGGGAGGGAACCGAUGCUACCGGCCAAGUUCGACCAGUUUCUGAAGUUGAUUCCGCAAACAUUCAGCGAUCCGGUGAAGCAUGCGAGGAUAUCUCAAAUAUUCCCGAACACCACUGAGCUGAGACGUGAUUUCGACGAACUGUACGGUACACUGGUGAAACUGAAUAGCCCGACUGUGUUUUGCCACAAUGAUUUGCUGCUGGGAAAUGUGAUCUACUGUGAAGAGCGCAACCGAGUCACGUUCAUCGAUUACGAGUAUGCCGCCUACAAUCAUCAAGCGUUCGAUAUUGGCAAUCAUUUUACAGAGUUUGCAGGAAUCGAUGAGAUCGAUUAUGAUCGCUAUCCCAGCAAAGCGUUCCAGCGGCAGUGGUUGAGAGUUUAUCUGGAUGAAUUCAACGGACAAACCAGCACGGAUAGCGAUGUCGAGCGGUUGUACGUACAGGUGAACCAGUUUGCACUGGCUUCGCACUUUCUGUGGUCUAUUUGGGCGCUCAUUCAGGCGGAACAUUCGACGAUCGCGUUCGAUUUUAUACAAUUCGGCGAAACCCGUUACCGAGAGUACCUUCGGCGACGCGAGGAGUUCCUCUCGUUAACCUAUCAAAACUAAGACGACCGGAAAAUCUCACCAGCAUCCUAAAGCACGGGCACGCGAACGAACCUUGCGCCGGAGAAUCCACAAAACUGGACCAGUACUGUCCAUCUGCUUUUACGAAAGUCACGCGGACCAACAUGGAACAUAUUAGCCCUCCCCUAACUGCGAUAGUCAUUCCACUGAUCCUAGUGCAACACGACAGACCCAAAGCUCAAUUUUAUCACAGUCAAAACAAAACUAGAAAACAAAUGCUAUUUAAGUUUAGAGAUCUAAAAGAACAAAAUUAUGCAGGCCAAAGCAAUAUAGUGGUUAGAUUUGCUGUUGUUUAUUUGUUAGAACUAUUUUUAAACUGCACCUAGUUGAUUUCGAAUAUAUGUAUGCCGAUUUUCAAUGGAUAGCACUGGUGCAUUUCAAAG